CGCGCUGAGCUAAUCAAAUCCUCCGUCUCCUGCUCGUGGACAGCCUCGUCUCUUUCCUUCGUCUCCUCUCCCGCGCCCCCUUUGGGCAAUUCCCCAACCCUAAGAAACCCUUGCCACCUCGAGGAGAGCCAGCCAUGGGUGGCGAGAUGCCCGACGCCGACGGGAAGCCCCGCGGGGCGGACUCGUCCUCCGCCUCCUACGGGUACCCGCCGUCGGCGCCGCCGCAGCCGCAGCACCAGCACCAGUACGGCACCUUCGGGACCCCGUCGGGUGGCUCCGGGGAGUUUCCGCAGCCUGCGGUCGGGUUCCCCCAACCCGCGCUGCCGCCAGGGAUGCAGCAGUACCCGCAGCCGCCGCCUGCGUCGUACGCGGUCUACCCGCCUCCGCCGCAGCAGCCUUACUCGGCGGCCGCGCCGUACUACGCCCAGGGUUACCAGGCCGUGCAAGGUUAUAUUCCUGUAGUUGAAGGGAGGCCUGUGAGAAUGCGGCGUCUUCCAUGUUGUGGCCUUGGCAUGGGUUGGUUUCUGUUUAUAAUUGGAUUCUUCCUUGCUGCCAUUCCAUGGUACGUUGGAGCUUUUGUUCUGAUCUUCGUCCGAGUACAUGAUUACAGGGAGAAACCAGGAUAUGUUGCUUGCACUAUUGCUGCCUCGCUUGCUGCAAUUGCUGUGCUGCUUGGUGCCACGAAAGGAGCUGAUGUGUGGUGAGAACGCCUUCGGUGGUCAGCGGUCUGCCUCAGUAAAUGUUCAUUGUUCGCCUACUUUGUUGAGUUGAGUUGUCUGGGUUGUACAUGUAUACAUAGCAAGAAUAGGGCGAACGAGUUGACUUCAUCUCCCAUUGUCUGACCUAUAGCACAUUUGUAAAAUGAAGUGACGUCAAUGUAUUCUCAUAUUAAUUAGUUUUGAUGUAAAGUUGCGUUGAUAUCAUUAUGUUAAUAUUACCUGAACCCCUUGAUCAAACUUUGUCAUCUGACCUUGACAGUAAUAA
Messenger RNA from Setaria italica (foxtail millet), 984 nucleotides. RefSeq names its product 60S ribosomal protein L18a-like protein. Bases 135 to 704 code for a protein of 189 amino acids. Lineage: Eukaryota; Viridiplantae; Streptophyta; Magnoliopsida; Poales; Poaceae. The transcript is spliced from 4 exons. The record is from RefSeq and is a predicted model, not a curated record.